Molecule: messenger RNA, 1250 nt
Organism: Hibiscus syriacus
Lineage: Eukaryota; Viridiplantae; Streptophyta; Magnoliopsida; Malvales; Malvaceae
Product: ethylene-responsive transcription factor RAP2-4-like
Exons: 2
Coding region: 161-1060 (299 amino acids)
Biological process (GO): regulation of DNA-templated transcription
Molecular function (GO): DNA binding; DNA-binding transcription factor activity
Source: RefSeq, a predicted model, not a curated record
UUUUUUUUAAAGACUUUGGAUUGAAGGGGUUUUAUGUUUUUAAAGAACCUCCUUAAUUAAUCCAUUUUUUUCUGGGUUUUUAAACCUGUUCUUAAGUAUUAUCAAGAAACAGGUUGGUUUGAUUUUUAUUUAAUCUAUUUUUGUGUGUUUAUUUUAAUAUAUGACAGCUACUAUGGAUCACUAUGACUGUAGUAGUGCAUUUCAACCGGAUUUCUACGGUGGAGAAUUGAUGGAAGCAGUUGAACCUUUUAUGAAAACUGUUUCUUCUUCAACUUCUUCCCCUUCUACUCCUUCGUCUUCUUCGUUUUACACACCAUUUUCUGUUCUCCAAGAACCGGCUCAACUCUGUUCAACAACUCCCCAGAUUCACUUCCAAAACAUCCAAUCUAGCUACUUUUACCAGAAUUCCCAACCCACCAUGAACCAUGACCAUAGAGUCAGGUUUCUUAGGCCCAAACCGAUCCCGAUGAAACAGAUGUGUUCGCCGCCAAAACCCACUAAGCUUUACCGAGGUGUUAGGCAACGCCACUGGGGAAAAUGGGUCGCCGAGUUCCGGCUACCUAAGAACCGGACACGUCUCUGGUUAGGCACUUUCGAAACAGCCGAGGAAGCAGCCUUGGCUUACGACAAAGCUGCCUAUAAACUACGAGGUGACUCGGCGAGACUCAAUUUCCCCAACCUUCGCCACCACGGCUCCCACAUCGGCGGCGAGCUUGGUGAUUACAAGCCCUUGCAGUCAUCCGUCGAUGCUAAGCUCGAAGCCAUUUGUGAGAGCUUGGAACAAGACCGAAAGCAAGGGAAGAACAAGAAGAGAUCAUCGGACAAAACCAAGAGCAGCAAGGUUGAAGAACAGACAGUGAAGCUGGAGAACUCGUCUUCAUCUUUGUCUCCGGUUCCGUCGGAGAAUGAGGUGGCGGCGUAUUCUUCACCUUUAUCGGAUCUUACGUUCUCGGGUUUGAACGAACAGUUGUGGUCUGAAAUUGGUUCAUGUUCGGAAAUUGUCAUGUUGUCGAAAUUCCCUUCGUAUGAGAUUGAUUGGGAUUCUAUUUUAGAAGCCUAAAGUUUCUUUCUUUCUUCUUUCUUUUUUUAGUAUUUGUAGUUCUGUAAGCUUACUGCAAUGGAGUUUUUGGCAGUUGCAGUAGCGGUUUAGGGUUGUUAGUUUGUAAGAAAUUGUGACACUCUUCAUGGUGAUCAGCUCGUGUUUUGAAGUGCUGAACCAAGGGAGAGAUUUGUUAGUGUCUAUGUGGAUU